This is a messenger RNA of Eimeria acervulina, 1389 nucleotides long. RefSeq lists its product as hypothetical. The record is from RefSeq and is a predicted model, not a curated record. Bases 1 to 1389 code for a protein of 462 amino acids. Gene Ontology annotation, biological process: defense response. Gene Ontology annotation, cellular component: membrane. The transcript is spliced from 6 exons. Lineage: Eukaryota; Apicomplexa; Conoidasida; Eucoccidiorida; Eimeriidae.
AUGGUUAAGGAUUCUCUGCAGGACCAGGCGGCUGUGAAGGAGGAGACUCACGAAGAGUUCGUGGAGAAUUGGGUCAUAAUUGUGUUGUUCAUUGUAAUAAUUGUCUUGUCAAUAAUAUUUGAAACCCUGGUGGGGUUUCUCGAGGAGUAUUUACGCCACCGCGGGCUCUACAAGUUGCAGGAGAUGCUGAAUUGUGCGUUUAAGGAAUUGACGAUUUUGGGAUUCAUCAGUUUGUUUUUGUAUGCUACGAUUCGUCUAGGAGCUGUUCGCAAGGUGAAUGACAAGUACUUGGGCGUUUCAAAGACAGAGGAAGCGGCAAUAGCAGAGGCAGAAGCCCGAGGCGAGGAGCCGUAUCCUCCAACUCACUUAACGGAGACCUUUGAAACCAUUCACGUUCUGAUUUUUAUGAUCAUGUUGACAUUUAUUUUGCAAGUUUCGGCCCUCACAGUCGUCGGAUACCGCACCAUGAGGGACCUUGCGUACCUUGAUUCAAAGACAGAGGAGGACUUGAGAAACGAAGUGAAGGCGCAACUUGAUCGCCAGCAACCUCACGAGAAAAGACUUCAAAAGGCGCUGCAACACUGGGGCAUUCGCCAACGUUUCGUCUUGGCUGCAAAUCCCCUCAUGCCUAAACCCCGCAAGCCGGAGCCGGGGUCUCCUCACUUUUCUUUUUCCGCUUAUUUGAUUCAUUGCUUCGGAGACAGCCUUGCAACAAUGAUAGAGCUACCCCCCAGCGUGUUGGUGCUGACACUGCUGAUAGUGGUUCUUCUGCGGCCUGCGCUGUCUCUUCCGGGGCGCGAAGUGAUUAUCUUUAUGAUUAUAGCGGCAUUUGGGCUUCUCUUCUCCACCUACCUCGCCUACGCCUUUCUUAAGUACGCCGAUGCAAAAAUACGCCCCGACGCUGGGGCUCUCAUGGCCCUCUUUGGGGACCCCAACGCACCGCUUGAAGAAACCGUUAGCGCCCUCCACUGCCCUAUAGAUGACCGGCCACUGGCAACGACAAAGCAAUGGCCGCGAAGACGCGUGGUUAACAGGGCAGCUGCUCUGUUUCCGUUUGGCAAUCCACGUUACUACAAGCGUCUGCUGCAGCUGUUGCUGUUCUUCCACGCAGCGUACACCGCAGUGUUACUUAUGUGCUUUUUUGCACAAGAGGCCGCCUCAAGAUAUAUCUGGUGGGACAAUGGCUAUUGGUCUUAUCCCCUCACUCUCCUGCCUUUAGGCACUUCUUUCUACCUAUGGACCCGGCUUCUGCGGACGUUCACUACGGUGUUUCACGUGGACUUCCUGGCGAGCGCAAACACGAUAAGAGAAGUGGAAGCAGAACAAGACAAAGCGGUUCUGCAACGGGACGUUCAGUUUCUUGACUAUUUAAUGCACCAAGUUUGUUGA